This is a messenger RNA of Perca fluviatilis (European perch), 2866 nucleotides long. RefSeq names its product transmembrane protease serine 6. NCBI's taxonomy places the organism in Eukaryota, Metazoa, Chordata, Actinopteri, Perciformes, Percidae. Gene Ontology annotation, molecular function: serine-type endopeptidase activity; protein binding. The record is from RefSeq and is a predicted model, not a curated record. Bases 135 to 2585 code for a protein of 816 amino acids. Gene Ontology annotation, biological process: proteolysis. The transcript is spliced from 18 exons.
AGAGGGAGUCGUUCUCUGUCUGUUGGAGCAACAUGUCUGGUUAUGUGCUUACAAGAGAUGCAAAAUAAAAGCUAAAUUGGAUAUUCAUUAAUGAGCCCCAAAGGCGAGUGAGAUGCUUUCUCAAGGAAGAAAGGAUGCGGAGUGAUGCAAUGGCGCUCGGGUACGGCUCUAAGAAGUCGAUUUCGUGUGACCAGGGGGUCACACCUGCUUCUCGGAACAAUGGGGUGGAAGCCGGUGGACAAACUGUGGCUACACCCACCAGGAAGACUCGGUCCUUUAAGUGUCUUCUGGCCUUCCUCAUCAUCACCAUCAUCAUUCUCGCAGCCACAGGAGCCACACUAGCCUGGUACUUCCUGGAACACAGGGUUUGGUUGUUGGAGCCUCGUGUCCAGCAGCAGUACACGGCCUACCUGUCCAUCCUCAACAGGAACUUCUCUGCUGAUCUGUCCUCUCACAACAGCCCUGCAUUCAAGAAAGAGGCCAAGGGAGUAGAGAACAUGGUAAAUAAAAUAAUGAAGGGGUCCAGUCUUUCUCGAUACUUCAACUACACCACUGUGUUCGCCUUUGGGGAGGGGAGUGUUGUGGCUCACUUUUGGAUAGUGAUGUCUGUGCCAGGUAGCCGUGUUGAGUUUGUCACACUGGAGAAAGUCACCAUGAGCCUGGAGAAUGGCCUGAGGGAGUACAAAGAGUCAGGGGAGAAUGAGACGGCCAGCUUCUCCAGAUACCUCCUACACCUCCCCUCCCUGUUUGUCAGUGAAACCGACUCCAAAGUUAUAGAGCUUUUGAAAGCCUCAUUUGACUGCUACCGCUACCAGAAGGUGGUGUCUAGCAGCCCUUUGUCUCUUCGUGGCCCCGAUACGCAGCGCUCCUCCUGCCUGUGGCACCUCCAGGCCGCCCCUGGCUCCCAGCUGGAGCUCCAGAUGGAGUGGCUGCUGCCAGAGUGCCGGGACAGGCUGGUGGUAUACAAUUCACUCACCCCCUCCGACACUUACCUCAUCACAUCCGUGUAUGGCUGCAGCAGACAUGAGCGGGUGGUGCAUGUCCUGUCUUCAGGCGAGUGGAUGACGGUGGUUUGGAAACAGGGUCUGUACAACUACAAGGACCCCUUCUCUCUGUCUGCACAGGCCUGGGGCCGCCAGGACUGCAAGUCCACUAUAGAGCUGAAGGCAGUAUCAGGGGUCCAGGGGACACUGAGGACGCCUUUCUUUCCCAGCUACUACCCCCCCGACACCAACUGUACCUGGAGCUUUACUAUGCCAAGUGUAGGCAUGGGCCUGUCUCUGGAAUUUGAGGGCUACGAGUUGAGCAGAGCCAGCUACAACCAGAACUGUACCCAGGGACAGUGGGUCAUCCAGAACCGCAGACUGUGUGGCACCAGGGGCCUGCUGCCAUACAAUGAACGCCUCUUCCUGCUCUCCACAACUGCCACUGUUGCCAUGACAUCAGAGGUGUCACUCACAGGGCCGGGACUUCAGCUGAGCUACAGUGUCUUCAACCUAUCAGAUCCUUGCCCAGGUCAGUUUCUGUGCACUAUUAACGGCCUGUGUGUUCCUGCCUGUGAUGGAAUCAAGGACUGUCCCAACGGCCUUGACGAGAGGAACUGUGUGUGUGUGGCACAGUACCAGUGUCCGGAGGACAGUCAGUGUGUGGACUACUACAAGGUGUGUGACCAACUCCCAGACUGCCCUGAGGCAACAGAUGAGAUGAACUGUACUGAUGGUGUGCAGUGUACAGAUAUGACCUAUGUGUGCGCUGAUGGAACGUGUCUGAAAAAGCCAAACCCACGGUGUGACUUUGUUACCGACUGCCCCGACGCCUCAGAUGAGAAAGAGUGUGACUGCGGCCUGAGGCAGUUCUCCAGCCGUAUUGUGGGGGGGACCAAUGCCACAGAGGGGGAGUGGCCAUGGCAGGCCAGCCUUCAGGUGCGGGGUACGCACAUCUGCGGGGGCGUGCUAAUCUCCAGCCAAUGGGUGGUGUCUGCUGCCCACUGUUUCUAUGACGACCGUGUCUACUCUCCCUCGAUGUGGACGGUUUACCUGGGGAAACUCCUGCUCAGCCGCAGCAGCCCUACUGAAGAAGUGGCUCGUGUUAAGCAAAUCCACCUCCACCAAUACUACGACGACGAGUCCCACGACUACGACCUGGCCCUGCUGAAGCUAGACCGGCCCGCCUCCAUGCUGCUGGCUGGACAUGCUCGACCCGCUUGCCUGCCUCCGCCCGCCCACCAGCUGGAGCCGGGCCUGCUCUGCUGGGUCACCGGCUGGGGGACUCUCCGCGAGGGGGGCAGUGCCAGUAAUGUGCUUCAGAAGGUGGAUGUUCGCCUGGUCAGCGAGGAAGCCUGCGUUCGCUCUUACGGCCACCUGGUCACUCCCAGAAUGCUUUGCGCUGGUUACCGCAGUGGAGGCAAAGAUGCCUGUCAGGGAGACUCUGGCGGUCCCAUGGUGUGCCAGGAGCCAUCAGGACGCUGGUUCCUGGCCGGGGUGGUGAGCUGGGGCAAAGGCUGCGGGCGUCCAGACUACUACGGCGUCUACACUCGCAUCACCAGGCUCACUGGCUGGAUCAAACAGGUCAUCAACAGCCCCUGAGACAAUUGGGAUCUUCAUCAUCAUAACAUCAAUGUACUCAUAAUCCGAAGCUGGGUGCAAAUAAAAACACUAACCAAGUGAGGAUUAAAAGUGCUGGAAAAUGAAUUGAGAUUGCUUCUCAGCCAAACAGCAAGCUGAUAAAACGUUAAAAACCCUUUAUUCCAAAGUCAUAAAGUAAUAAAGCUAAUAAUAAUCAACCUUGUUUAAGCAGCAUACAGUGCUGUAAUUAAAAAAAAAUUAGGAAAAAUCCAACCUUUAAGGACACCAAUUUUCUUUGUGAA